CCGCCUCCCUGCCAAGUACGCCCGUGAGUGCAAGAGACCUCUAAUCCCUCUGACACUCCUUUUACAACCCUCUUGGGCGUGGGCCAUCGUGAAUACGCCCCCUAGCGCUGUCAGGUCUUCGGGCUUUUAUGAAAUGAGAAACAAAGAAAUAACUGCUACCUAGGAGAAUACGGCCAUGAACGUUUCAUUACAUUAACGUGUUCUACAUGCUAGGGUGAUGUGUUGUCUUAUCACUGUGAUGCCCGUUCACGUUUCCGACUUUUGUCUUAUUUGCGGGUCGUGAUAACACUGUCCAGAUAGAUCAAGUAGCUUUAUGGGGAUUCGGCCAAGUGACGGCCGUGACCAUGUUUUUUACCUGUUCAUGUACUUUGUGAGUCAUCUUGUAAUUUUGGUUGUCAUCAGUUUCGUUUUUUACUAACUGUGGAUGUAUUUGUUACGCAAGAACUUAAGUCGACAGCUCCACUAGCUGGUUGUCAGCACAGCAGCAGAGAGUGGAGUAGUGGUGCAUGGUGCAGGCAGUGUCGGCUCGCGUUUUCUGGCGUUUGCGAGCUUUCUAACUCAACCGAGAGUUAUCUAUAAAGAGAUAGCUCAAUUUCUUGGUUAUUUCAUGUGAAUUUCUUUUUUUUAAAUAUGACAGCAAGCAUAAUUGUGAAAGGCCAUGUGCAAAACUAACGAAGAAUGAGCGUGACAAGAAAAAUAACAAAUAUUACUUAUCUUCACAUUCCUUUAAAAUAACCUUUAUCGGUCCGUUGUAAUUCCGUAAACGCUGCUUUAGAGCCCAGCAUUUUCUCAUAUUAGAUUUAAUACGACAGGCAGAACAAUGCCAGAUACUACCGGUGACACAGAUAAAAAUCUCUCUGUGACAAUGCAAACGUCUAAUUCAGUACCGGAAAGUAUUGAGGAAUUCUUGGAAGUACCAUUGAAUUCUGUUCCAUAUAGAGAGUAUAUGGAAACAGCUCCACAGUACAUUCCAGGACAAGGCAUUUCAAGAUACAUGUCCUCCCUUAAAAACUUAAUACCUGUAAGGAAAAAUAAAAAGGUUAAAGGAUCCAUUAAUGUGGAUAAAGCUGGCCUAUUUUCAUUUAUCUUUUAUACCUGGCUAUCACCAUUUAUCUACAAAGCAUACAGGAAAGGACUGACUGCUGAUGACGUUCCUUCAGGAUCACCUCUUGAAUCAUGUGACCUUAAUUCUCAAAGACUAGAGCUCUUAUGGCAAAAAGAAGUUGCUGAGAAAGGAAUUUCUGGUGCAUCUUUUGGUUAUGUUGUGUGGAGAUUUGUUCGUACCCGAAUCAUUGCAUCAUGUUUCUUAUACUGCCUGGCUUUAAGCAUGGGGUUUUUAAGUCCUGCAAUAUUCAUGCGACAACUUUUACAAUUUGCACAGAAUGAGAACGCAAGUACAUCAGAAGGGGUAAUGUGGGCUCUGUGUCUAACAUGUGCUGAGUUUAUGCGUUUGGUAUUUGUUGCAUGGUACUGGGGUGUAAGUAACAGAACGGCAAUUAGACUGCGUUCUGCCUGUGUUGCAAUGUUGUACCGGAAAAUUUUGCGUUUAAAUGGCCUUGGAGAGAGAUCUACUGGAGAGCUUAUCAACAUCUUUGCUCUUGACACUCAGAGGAUGUUUGACAUGGUGCUUUUUGGGCCUAUGAUAAUUGGAGGUCCGCUUGUUACAGUGUGUGGUGUGUGUUAUAUUUAUUGGCUACUUGGUGGUUGGGCUCUGUUUGGGAUGGCUACUUUUCUAUUGUUUUAUCCAACUCAGUAUGGAAUUUCCCGGUUAUCAAGUUAUUUGCGCAGCAAAACUAUUAUUGCUACAGACAAACGUGUGAAAGUGAUGACUGAAGUUUUAAAUUCUAUAAAGUUUAUUAAAAUGUAUGCUUGGGAAAAUUACUUCUCAAAAUGUAUUAAAGAAAUUCGUGCUAAUGAGCAUACAUUGUUACAAAAGUCAUCAUAUUGUCAGAGUAUGAGCAUGUCUCUUGCAUGUACAGUUCCAGCUAUUUCUGCAGUUAUUACUUUUCUUGCUCACAUUUCUACUGGGAGUAAUCUCUCUGCUGCACAGGCAUUUCCAGUGAUAGUGUACUUGAGACAACAGGCAGGAAUGGUGUUAAUUCUCUUAUAUGAGUGUGGCAUAAGAAUCUUCGAAGGAGUUAUUGGAAUAAGAAGAUUUCAGCGUAUCCUAUGCAUGGAGGAUAUUGCUCCAUACAUUAUUCAUCCAAUUGAUAAAUCAGAAGCUAUUCAUAUUGUGGGAGGAACUUUUGCUUAUAAUACACCUCCUACAGUGACUUCUCCAACCAGUGUUGGAAAAAGUGCUUUACCUAAAGAACCUGAAGCAGAAUGUCUGAAUGCUAUUUUGGGUGACAGAAAAUAUAUUACUGUUCUCCAAGACAUCUGUUUUCAAGCUCCAAAGGGCAAGCUCAUUGGUGUCUGUGGACCUGUGGGAUCUGGAAAAACUUCAUUGAUUCUUGCUUGUUUAGGCCAGAUGAGGAAGUUGAGUGGUCAAGUGACAAGAGACGGAACAUGUGCAUAUGUUAGUCAAGAAGCUUGGAUUCUGAAUGCUUCAUUGAGAGAAAAUAUUCUAUUUGGAGAAAGAUUUGAUUCAAAAAGAUACUAUGAAGCAAUCUAUGCCUGUUCACUGACGGAAGAUAUAAAUAUGCUUCCUGGUGGAGAUCAAACUGAAAUUGGAGAAAAAGGCAUCAACUUAUCAGGUGGACAGAAACAGCGGGUAGCUCUAGCUCGGGCCUUGUAUUCCAAUAGAGAUAUGUACUUUCUUGAUGAUCCAUUGAGUGCGGUUGAUGCACACGUGGGAGCUGAAAUUUUUCAGAGAUACAUAAUGACUAGUCUGAGAGGCAAAACAAUAGUUUUUGUAACACACCAAAUGCAGUACCUCAGCAACUGUGAUGAUAUCUACAUGCUGAAAGAUGGACAAGUUAUUGAACAUGGAAGUCAUAAUGAUUUGAUGAAAAAUGAUGGAGAAUAUGCCCACAUGUUAAAAACAUGCCUUUUGGAGAAGGAACAGAAAACCCAAAUUCCAUUUCAGAAUGAAGAGUCAAGUGGUGAUGUGGGAAGGAAAGCUUCAUUAACUACUGAUAAGAGUUUGCAAGAAAAUAAAAAUUCAUCUGUUAAAGGUGACCAAAUGAUAGUGCCAGAACAUAUAGAACAAGGUCAAAUUAAAUUCUACACAUACCACAGUUAUGUUGCUGCAGCUGGAGGUUACAUUGUGGCAGCUCUUGUUUUUAUCACUUUCUUGAUGAAUGUUGGAAGUACAACUUUCAGUUCAUGGUGGCUUGCAACUUGGAUUAAAGAAGGAGGUGGGUCAACUUUGAUAAUACACAAUAAUCAGACUCACAAAAGUGAUCAGUUAAUUGAUAACCCUGACUUCCCUGUUUAUCGAUUAGUGUAUGGAAUUUCUGUAGUCGUUAUCAUGGGAACAAGCUUAUUAAGAGGAUUUGUAUUUACAAAGCUUACCAUUACAUGCAUCUACAAGAAUUCAUAAUAAACUUUUUAAUAAAAUCAUUCAUUGUCCUAUGUUAUUUUUUGAAACUACACCAAUUGGGAGAAUACAAAAUUUAUUUGCCAGAGAUAUGGAUGAAGUUGAUGUUCGCCUACCUUUUACAGUAGAAAGUAUUAUGCAGAACCUGUUGAUUGUCUUCUUUGCCAUUCUAUUGAUUUGCUUGGUAUUUCCUUGGUUUAUUAUUCCUAUGGCUUUCUUAGGAGGAGUGUAUUAUUUUAUGAGCAAAAUUUUUAGAGUUGUUGUCCGUGACUUAAAAAGAUUGGAAAAUGUGACCCGAUCUCCAAUUUUCAGUUGGAUUGGUACUACUGUACAAGGCUUAAAUACUAUCCAUGCUUUUGAAAAAGAAAAUGAGUUUAUUAGACGUUUCACUUACAUGUAUGAUGAAAAUUCAACAUGUCUGUAUCUCUGUAACGUUGCUGGGCGGUGGUUAGCCAUUCGAAUGGAUAAGUUAGCAGCAGUGAUCAUUUCUAUUUGUUCUGUUUUGUUUUUAGUAUUGAUCAUUUGUAUUACUGCAUUUUUGGUAAUCAUACUUCGUGGUCAGGUUCCUCCUGCUAUGGCUGGAUUAGCAUUGGCUUAUGCUGCCCAAAUCAGUGGUUUGUUCCAGUACACUAUUCGUCUAAUAUCAGAUACUGAAAUCCGCUUUAUUUCUGUUGAGCGGAUGAAUGCUUACUUGCAGAAUGUUGUGCGGGAAGGUCAUGGCAGCCUGAAACGUCCCUCUGCUGAGUGGCCCUCCAGGGGCAAUAUUAGGUUUGAAAAUGUGGGUUUGACAUACCGAAAGGGCCUUCCUGAUGUGAUAAAGAACAUAAGUUUUUAUAUUAAUUCUGGAGAGAAAGUGGGUAUUGUUGGUCGUACUGGAUCUGGAAAAAGCUCAUUGAUUGUGGCAUUAUUUCGAUUGGUUGAGAUUUCUUCAGGUCAAAUAAAAAUUGAUGGUAUUGAUAUUGCUGAUGUAUCCUUAGAAGUGCUGCGAAGUAGGCUUACUGUGAUACCUCAAGAUCCUGUCUUAUUUGCUGGCACAAUACGAUCAAACCUUGACCCACAUCAAUUAUUUUCUGAUUCUGAUUUGUGGAAUGCUCUUGAGAAAACUACUUUGAAAAACAAAAUUUCAAGCACUGCUGAUCAAUUAGAUGCUAGUGUAAAUGCCUCUGGGAACAACUUCUCCACAGGAGAAAGACAGCUGCUGUGCUUAGCUCGAGCAUUAUUGAAAAAUACCAAGAUUUUAAUUCUUGAUGAAGCAACUGCUGCUGUUGAUCCUGAGACAGAAGUUGCCAUUCAAACUGCAAUCCAGAAGGAGUUCCAUCAUUGCACAGUUCUUACUAUAGCCCACAGACUCUCGACUGUCACUUCAUCUGACAGAGUUCUUGUUAUGGAUAAUGGCAAGGUUGUUGAAUUUGACAGCCCCUCGAAUCUCCUCGGCAAUAAUAAUUCCCAUUUCUAUCAACUGUGCUCUUCAGCUGAAAAUGCUGUUAACCAAGCACUACUUAAUGUUCCUGUGAGCUAAAAAUGAAUUUUCUAUGGUAUUGUAUUUUUGAAUUAAAGAAUUAUAGAGAAAGACUUUUUAAAACAUA
This is a messenger RNA of Gryllus bimaculatus (two-spotted cricket), 5067 nucleotides long. Lineage: Eukaryota; Metazoa; Arthropoda; Insecta; Orthoptera; Gryllidae. The record is from the annotation of a GenBank genome assembly.